Messenger RNA from Aspergillus aculeatinus CBS 121060, 636 nucleotides. RefSeq lists its product as uncharacterized. The coding region runs from base 1 to 636 and encodes 211 amino acids. The transcript has a single exon. The record is from RefSeq and is a predicted model, not a curated record. Lineage: Eukaryota; Fungi; Ascomycota; Eurotiomycetes; Eurotiales; Aspergillaceae.
AUGGACCUGGGCAUAUACUUGACAUAUGCCACAUUCGUCUCAAUCCUGUCUUCCUGCAUCUUUCUCGUGUAUGAAGCAUACGAGCUUGUUGCGUACCUGCCUGCGACAAGGCCUACAUAUGAUACCCUUGCUAUCUGGAAUUCAUUGAGCCAAAAUCCAUUGACCAUUAGCUCACCUUUGCAGUUCGGUCAUGAGAAGAUCAAGCAGAGACGCAAAGGUCAUGGUGCUUACCAGAUCACUUCACUGCGCUUGCUUGAACUCCAUACACAGAUUCGUUCAGAGUAUGGCCACCACUUUCUGGCCAUUGCAGUUGCUGGGCAUUGUUUCUCUUCCUCUCAGUUGAAGCGGGCUCGCCUAGACGACGACGACGCCGAGUGCACUGCUUGUGCACGGGAGACCGAGACGCAGCGUCUCCUCCUACCCCUGAGCAGACACUACUCCUCGGGCACCCAAGACUUUGAGCACUUCAGUUCCCGCAUCUUCGAAAUGGCAAAGAAAAACUUGAAGAAUGAUCCGCCCUCGUUCCUUUCUUCAAUCCAAGUCUUACCACCCGACAUCCGGGGGGUUGAACAAACGCUAUAUUCCUGGAAUGUCAUAGGAGGCGCCCUGCAAACGAUACAUCUUAUUCUACACUGA